AUGGAAAGGGAUGGGCUUUAUGCUGGUUAUAGGUUGAAUAGAUGGUCACCUUUUGUGUCUCAUUUAAUGUUCACAGACAAUGUAAUGCUUUUUGGUAUCUUGACUAAUGAUAAUAUUGCAGCUGUCAACACCAUAUUGCAAAAUUACUCCACAUGGUCUGGUCAACAGGUAAAUUACAAUAAAUCUGCGGUUUCGUUUAGUAAGGGAGUUGCAUCUGACAUGCAACAAGAUGUUAUUACUGCUCUUGGAGUGAAGCAAAUGGAAAUUGAAGAUAAAUUCUUGGGAGUCUAUAUUUUGAAACCGAGUUAUAGAUGCAAUAGCCAUGAAUAUCUCAUUGAUAAAUUUGAUAACAAGCUAGCUGUUUGGAAAAAAGAAAUGCUUUCGCAUGCAGGGAGAACGACAUUGAUUCAGGCAGUGCUAGCUUUGAUUCCACUAUUACAUAUUAUCAACAAGCUAUCCCAAACUAUUAGGAAUUUUUGGUGGGGUCAUUCAAGAGAGCAGAAGAAACUCCAUUACAUUAAAUGGGACUGGUUUAUCAGUAAUAAAAAUAAGGGUGGUCUAGGAUUAAGAUCAUUAGAGAAUCUGAACAAAGAACUGGUGGUCAAAUUAGCAUGGAGAUUUAUUAAUGAUACUGACUCUUUAUGGAGUUCCUUGUUGAGAGCCAAGUAUCUCAGAAACUCGAACUUCCAGACUGUAAAAAAGCCACAAAGAUGUUCAAGUACUUGGAGUGCUUUGUUGUCUGUCAGAACUAUACUGUCGGAAGGUGUUUUGUGGUCGAUUGGUGAUGGAAGCUCGGUAAAAAUAUGGUCUGAUCCAUGGGUGCCUAAGAUUCAAGGGUUUAAACCUUCUAACCCUCUUCAACUUCCAGUCAACAUUUCGAGGGUGUGUGACUUGAUAAUCCACAAUGAAAGAAAAUGGAACGAGUCUUUAAUCCAUCAGUUGUUUAGCCCCUAUGAAUCUGCUCAAAUUCUUGGCAUAAGAAUCUUUAAGAACCCAUCUCCAGACAAGCUUGUCUGGACUUUGACAUCUCAUGAAAUCAGUUUGAAAUCCUGUUUGCAAAGAUGGCUUCUGGCCAGUGAUGAUGAUUAUGCGUUCUACUUGGGUGCUUGUUUGUUGUGGGCAAUAUGGAAGGCCCGUAAUAACCUUAUUUACGAGAAGAACAACAUAAGCAUUGAAGUUAUUAUCCGAGAUGGGAUGUACUGGUUUAACAAGUUUUAUUACUAUGAAGAAGUCAGUAAUGGCGAUAUGUCUACAAGGUCUAUCUCAAGUGGCAGUCAGAAUGUGAUGACUCAAUGGUGUGCUCCCCCUACUGGCAAGAUCAAGAUCAACGUCGAUGUUGCUUGUAAGGGUGACAGGGCCUCGUGUGCUGUCGUUGCAAGAGAUUGGCAUGGUAAUCAUUUAUGCAGUGAAACUAUGAUUUUACCCCAUGAUUCUCCAGUUAUUACAGAAGCAAAUGGAUUUCUGUUGGCUGCAAAUCUUGCCUCUCGUAUGAAUUUCAAUCAGGUUAUCUUGGAAGGGUAUAGUAUAACUGUUGUCUAG
Molecule: messenger RNA, 1539 nt
Organism: Papaver somniferum (opium poppy)
Lineage: Eukaryota; Viridiplantae; Streptophyta; Magnoliopsida; Ranunculales; Papaveraceae
Exons: 2
Coding region: 1-1539 (512 amino acids)
Molecular function (GO): nucleic acid binding; RNA-DNA hybrid ribonuclease activity
Source: RefSeq, a predicted model, not a curated record